Messenger RNA from Drosophila busckii, 481 nucleotides. Its product is annotated as NTF2-related export protein. Gene Ontology annotation, biological process: protein import into nucleus. NCBI's taxonomy places the organism in Eukaryota, Metazoa, Arthropoda, Insecta, Diptera, Drosophilidae. The coding region runs from base 23 to 427 and encodes 134 amino acids. The record is from RefSeq and is a predicted model, not a curated record. The transcript has a single exon. Gene Ontology annotation, cellular component: nuclear pore central transport channel.
UGGGCGAUUUCAUACAAGUCUAAUGAACUCCGAACUAAAGACUAAGGUAGAAUCUGCUUGCCGCACGGCGGAGGAGUUUACGCGCCUGUACUACGCCUCUCUGGACAAUCGCCGGCAUCAAUUGGGUCGCUUAUACAUAGACAGCGCUACAUUAAGCUGGAAUGGAAAUGGCGCGAAAGGACGCGAAAUCAUAGAGCGAUUCUUUCUUGAGUUGCCGCAAUCGCAGCAUCAGAUGACUACAUUGGAUGCACAGCCUAUUUUAGACGGCGCUGUGGGCUCUCAGACAACAUAUCUCAUUAUGACUGGAGGCACUGUGAAAUUCCUUGACCAGCCAGUACGGAACUUUCAACAAAAUUUCGUUGUUACAGCCGAGAAUGACAAAUGGAAGAUAGCAUCGGAUUGUUAUCGCCUGCAGGAGCCUAUGUGAAAAAUUAACACUACAAAUAUUGCUGAAAAAACUUAAAUAUAUUCUUAUUUAAAG